CUUUAUUUUCUUUUCAUCUACAUCAUUCUCUUGUUCUUAGAGUAUCUCCCUGCCAGUUCCAUUGGCCUCUCUACAUUGCUCUCCCCAUGGCACAGUCUGCAGCGGACCUCGCCGUGGAAACCCCCACCGACCAUGUUGACCGCGCGACCGGGGCCCGCCCAAACCCUACCGAUGACGUCAGUGACAAGCGAGUGCGGGCGGCGCAAACCAUCCAGGUCCGUUUCUUUCUCCUCUCCGUGCCCUCGGCAUCCUUUGAUCGGUUUCUAGCGAACAUACCGCGGCUACCGCACAAGACGAGAAAUCCACGGCUUGGAUAUCUCUGCGUCGACCUCGCGAUGGAUAGAUGCCGUGAAAGAAGUCGAAUGGCGACAGUUACACCGCCCCUCCGCCCCCUCCGACGACCUCGAUAGUACCGCCAACGCGCGCCGCAACUGGCUCCGCGCCGUGAGUGUAGCCAAGCGCGUCGGAGGCGACGAUGACGACGACCUCGACACCAAGA
This is a messenger RNA of Aspergillus sclerotioniger CBS 115572, 499 nucleotides long. RefSeq lists its product as uncharacterized. Lineage: Eukaryota; Fungi; Ascomycota; Eurotiomycetes; Eurotiales; Aspergillaceae. The transcript has 2 exons. The record is from RefSeq and is a predicted model, not a curated record. Bases 87 to 410 code for a protein of 107 amino acids.